Zeugodacus cucurbitae (melon fly) is the source of this 922-nucleotide messenger RNA. RefSeq lists its product as uncharacterized. The transcript has 3 exons. NCBI's taxonomy places the organism in Eukaryota, Metazoa, Arthropoda, Insecta, Diptera, Tephritidae. Bases 3 to 812 code for a protein of 269 amino acids. The record is from RefSeq and is a predicted model, not a curated record.
CCAUGAAAGCGUUUUACAUUUUAUUUGGUUGCUUUUGUCUCAACUGGAGCAUUGUUGUUGGUCAAAAAGGAAAAAAGCUUGGCCCUCCCAUUGACUUGGAUGAAAUAACUACAACUACAACUACAACAAGAACUACAACAACCGUAGCGCCUACUGAGACCACAACGCCCUUAGUGGCAGCGGCCACCAACAACGUAACUGUAAACCCCACUGCCUUCAAUAACACCAGCAUCUACGAUCAGAAGCAUAAAAUUCUACUGGUUGUCCUAUCGGAUGUGAAUGUACGCCAUGUUAAGGAUCCAACACAAGCUUCUAAUUUAGGCCAGUCCUCCACAAAUGGCAAUAAUCCCGCGAAAAAAUCAUCAAAUGAGACUUUCCUGAUUGAUGCGACGAUGCUUAAGGAGAUUUUGAAAAAACUCCAACCCACCAACAAAUGUGUGAAUAUUGCGCCUCAUUAUGUGCCACCGACAUUUCCAUGGAUCAUACGAAAGGAGCCACGUAAACCGAUUACUUAUAUUGAACCGAUUCUAUGCGAAGAUGUAGAAAAUGAACGCGUUGUCUUAACGGGUAGUUUAACUUGGCCUGAAAACCAAAAGCGACAACCCAAUGAAUCAGUUAAAACGAAGAGCGCAUACGCACGAACGCGUUCGUCUAAAAAUAACCGAAAGCGUCAGCGAUCGAAGUCGAGAACGGGUGCGGUUAAAGAUUCUUCGCAUUUACCAUUUUCAUUGAGCCACUUGCGGGACUUGGACUAUGAGCAUGAAGGUGAUUUUGAUAAAGCUUGGGCAGAUUUGAGUUCUGAAGAGAAUUAAAUGCUGUAGACUGUAGGGUAUUCUAUUAUUUCUAAUCAUUCAUCGGUAUUAAAGAUAUGUAAUUAUAUAUAAUAUGAGCUAAAUACAAAUAUAUUCUAAUUGGUAAAACA